Messenger RNA from Grammomys surdaster, 924 nucleotides. Its product is annotated as melanoma-associated antigen 10-like. Gene Ontology annotation, cellular component: nucleus. The record is from RefSeq and is a predicted model, not a curated record. Bases 1 to 924 code for a protein of 307 amino acids. Lineage: Eukaryota; Metazoa; Chordata; Mammalia; Rodentia; Muridae. The transcript has a single exon. Gene Ontology annotation, biological process: negative regulation of transcription by RNA polymerase II.
AUGGAUCCUCCUAAGAAGAGCCAGAACGUCAAUGUCCUGGACAACACUCAGUCCCAAAGCAAGGCAGGGGACCUGGAGGGUACCCCUGUCCCCAUAGCAAAUGCGGGGGAGGUGGUGGCCGCUGCCUCAACCUCAGGGGAUGUGUCUGUGCGAGGAAUGCUGGGAUCAUCCCAGAGUUCUCAGAGGGCCUCUUAUCAUCCUACUGUCAUGGGCUUCACUGCAGGGGUACCAUCUGUUGAAGGGUCUCAUAACCGAUCCAGGGCAGUGGCCAGUGCAGUGUUCCCUACACAGGAAGCAAUAAAUAGAAAAGUAGUUAGUCUGGUUCACUUCCUGCUUUCCAAGUAUCGAAGUAAACAAAUAGUAACUAAGGCAGAAAUGCUGGCUGAGAUCACAAGAGCUUAUGAGUUGUCCUACCAGGUGAUAUUUACUAAGGCCUCUGACUGCAUGUGGCUAUUGUUUGGCAUUGACGUUAUAGAACUCUACCCCCUUGUCCACUCCUACUUUUUUGUCCCUGCACUGGGGAUCACCUAUGAUGGGAUGCAGCAUGGUGUUCCUGGCAUACCCAAGACAGGCCUUGUAAUCAUUGUGCUAUGCAUCAUCUUCUUGCAUGACAACUGUGUCAGUGAGGAGGAGUUGUGGCGUUUAUUGAAUAACAUAGGGCUGUAUGCUGGGAGAGAUCAUUUCAUGUAUGGGGAGCCUAGGAAACUCAUCACUGAGCAUUUUGUACAGGAAGGGUACUUGGAAUGCAGACUGGUGCCUGGCAGCCUCCCUCCUAGCCAUGAGUUCCUGUGGGGUCCAAGGGCCCGUGCUGAAACCACCAAGAUGAAAGUCUGGAUCUUUUUUGCCAGCAUAGUUAGGCAGCAUCCCAGAUCCAAUCCCUUCAGGUAUGCAGAGGCUUUGAUAGAAGAGCUACUGAGGUCCUAG